GCUUUGCAUUCUUCCUGUUGCAUCUGAGUGCCACCUCCACCAGCAACAUGAGCCGCCAAUUCAAUUGCAAACCAGGAGUCUAUGGCAAGGGAGGCUUCAGUGGCUGUUCAGCUGUGCUCUCUGGGGUUACCGGCAGCAAACUGGGUAGUUCAUCCUCUUACCAGGCAAGAAGCAAAGGGCUUGGGGGAAACUUUGGCAGUCGAAGCCUCUACAGCCUGCGAGGGACCCGGAGUAUCUCAUUCAACGUGGCUGGUGGAAAUGGAUUGAAUGGGACCUAUGGUUUGAGCAGGGGCCGGCCAAGUGGCUUUGCUGGGAGCAUGUUUGGCAGUGUGGCCCUGGGACCUGUGUGCCCAUCAGUGUGCCCACCCGGGGGCAUUCACCAGGUGACUGUUAAUGAGAACCUCUUGGCUCCACUCAAUGUGGAGCUGGACCCUGAGAUCCAGAGAGUAAGAACCCAGGAACGGGAGCAGAUGAAAGCUCUCAACAACAAGUUCGCCUCUUUCAUCGACAAGGUACGGUUCCUAGAACAACAGAACCAGGUGCUAGAGACCAAGUGGAACCUGCUGCAGCAGUUGGACCUGAGCAAUUGCAAGAACAACCUGGAGCCCAUUUAUGAAGGUCACAUCAGCAACCUGAGAAGGCAGCUGGAGACCCUGUCAGGGGACAGGGUGAGACUGGACUCAGAGCUAAGGAACUUGAGGGAUGUUGUAGAAGACUUCAAGAAAAGGUAUGAGGAAGAGAUCAACAGGAGAACAGCAACAGAAAAUGAAUUUGUACUGCUCAAGAAGGAUGUGGAUGCUGCUUACACGAAUAAGGUAGAGCUGCAAGCCAAAGUAGACUCACUGGACCAAGAGACCAAGUUCCUGAAGUGUCUGCAUGAUGCGGAGAUUGCUCAGAUCCAGUCCCACAUCAGUGACACAUCUGUCAUCCUCUCCAUGGACAAUAACCGAGACCUGAACUUGGAUAGCAUCAUCGAUGAAGUCAGAGACAAGUAUGAGGAGAUUGCCAUGAAAAGCAAGACUGAUGCUGAGAACUUGUACCAGACCAAGUUCCAGGAACUGCAGUUGGCGGCUGGCCGGCACGGGGACGACCUCAAACAAACCAAGAAUGAAAUCUCAGAACUGAGCCGGCUCAUCCAGAGGCUUCGCUCAGAGAUUGAGAAUGUGAAGAAGCAGUGUGCCAACCUGGAGUUGGCUAUUGCUGAUGCUGAACAACGAGGAGACAGUGCCCUGAAAGAUGCCCGGGCCAAAUUGGAGGAGCUGGAGGGUGUCCUGCACACUUCCAAGGAGGAGCUGGCCCGCCUGAUGAGGGAAUACCAGGAGCUGAUGAGUGUUAAGCUGUCCCUUGAUGUUGAGAUUGCCACCUACAAGAAGCUACUGGAAAGCGAAGAGUGCAGAAUGUCUGGAGAAUUCCCAUCCUCUGUCAGCAUUUCUGUCAUCAGCAGUACCAGUGGAAGCAGUGGUUAUGGCUACCGGCCAAGCUCUGUCAGUGGAGGCUACUUAGCUAACAGUGCAUCCUGUAUUUCUGGAGUCUGCAGCACACGAGCCAGGGAUGGCAAGAACCAGGGUUCCAGUGUCGGGGACUAUAAGGAUGCCCUGAGCAAAUCCUCUACCCUGGCUUCUCCCAUCAGGAAAACUAGCCGAUAGAUGCUCUGCAACAUGUUCUCCUGUUGACUGUCUUCACUGGUCACCACAGCUCCAGCCCUCCAAGUCACACAUCUCUGCCCUAAACUGCUAGUCCUGGGACACCGCCAGCCAAAAUUCUUUUGUUUUCCCAAGCCCUCAGCCUUCUCUCAAUCUGCCUGGUCCUGGGGCAACACUGGAUUCCUAAACUACUUCCUUUACAUCUUGACCCGCCCCCCCCCAUUUCUUUUAUAUCCCUUCCGGUCCAUGGCCACGCCCACACCAGCCACACCCUGAACCCACUCCAUGUCCCUUCAUUAGCUCUUCCCGUCUUUCUUUCACUACUUUGACUUUCUAUCAUAUCCCAAUAAACAGCAAAUCAAUAUGA
Messenger RNA from Dromiciops gliroides (monito del monte), 2010 nucleotides. RefSeq names its product keratin 71 (gene KRT71). Lineage: Eukaryota; Metazoa; Chordata; Mammalia; Microbiotheria; Microbiotheriidae. Gene Ontology annotation, cellular component: keratin filament. Bases 48 to 1646 code for a protein of 532 amino acids. Gene Ontology annotation, molecular function: structural constituent of skin epidermis. The transcript has 9 exons. Gene Ontology annotation, biological process: intermediate filament organization; keratinization. The record is from RefSeq and is a predicted model, not a curated record.